CAGAGGCAACAUAGCCAACAGAGGCAACUGAGGCAGUGGCAAGAACCCAGGCCCAGGAGGCCGUGUUUCUGCUGAUGGUGCCACAGUACGCUCGCGUGCUUUGCAUACUUUGGUUGCGUUUUUUACUCCGCUCCCGGUUGCACGGUGCACGGUUGCAGUUCGCCUAUUCGUUUUGGCCGUCUCACUGAGUACGCCUUGCAAUCAGCCGGGCAGCAAACUGCCGCUUGUCGCGUAAUUUUUGCACCAUUCCGCGUUUCCGGUUGGCGACCCCACUUCCGGUGACCGUUUUUCCGCGCGUUUUCGCCGGCCAUUGUCCUGCCCAAAAAAAAGAAGGUUAGAAGAAGAAACGCAGGCAACGGCGGGGAAUUUCAAAUCCGAUGUCGUAAAUCAAACGAACGGCAAUUGUGCGUGUGUGAUCGUCAGGCUCUACACUGAGAGAAAGCUAAAUAAAACACCUCUUUCGAACUUGUCCAGUGGUCGAGUCCCCAACAAGUGGGCGGCAUUGGGAUUAUGUCCUUGCGGGCACGGAGCAGUUGGCCAAUCCCCGGCAAAUGAAGUGCGGCAGCAUUUGAUUAUAUAGCGACUUCCGAACCGCUUAACUUGGCUGUGAGUGUGCGCGAGUGUUUGCAUGUCUUGAGAGCCCCGAACAGGACACACCGGACCCACCUACUGAUUACGGCUCACAAUAGUACUCUGUGCAACUUGCUCCUGUUGCCGCUGCUAUGAAGGCAACCUCCAGCAGCAGCUGCAGCAGUGCCGCCAGCAGCUGCAACCAACCGGAGCCGCUGGCGACUGGCGUCGGAUCCAGUGGGGUCAGUGGAGCUAGUGGUGCCAGUGGCGCCAGCACCUCGACGAAGCCGCAGCGCCUGAACAAGGUCUCCUUCGCACCGUUGGACCUUCCGUUUCCCAGCGGAGCCACGUGAUACGCGAAUGCGAAUACCAGCACCAGCAUGCCGCACCACAACAUCGUCUGCGAGUGGCUGCGCACCAUUGGACUGGCCCACUACGGCGAGAGCUUCUUGGAGAACGGCUACGAUGAGCUGGAGAUCUGCAAGCAGAUUGGCGAGAUCGAUCUGGAUGCCAUCGGCGUCGAUAAUCCCUCGCAUCGUGGCAAGCUUCUGAAGAGUGUGCGGAUGCUGCGAGAGAAGGGAGCCGCCAUUGUCUAUGUCCUGAUCAACGAUCCCAAGGCUCUGAGCAGCAGCAACGAGAUCCUGGCCUCCGACUGUGAUACGCCGGUGACCAUGAAGGAGCUGGAGGCGGUUAUGAAGCGCCACCUCGAGGCGGAUGGCAUACGACUCACCGCCCAUCCGUACUCCACGCCGGAGGGCAAACGAGGCUACCUGGAGGGCCUGGCCGCCCACUACAGCAAACAGAUCAACAUGCCGUACGACGACGUGCUGGACGCCAUCGAGCAGGUGCGCCUGUCCAAGUGGAAGGAGCGCCACGUGCGCAUCUCCACGGGGCAUACGCUGUCCCGCCGGAUGGCUGGGCCCAGUUGCAGUGGAACGGGCCUGGUCAGCUCCUCGGUGAUGCCCACCAGCCACAGCCAGCCGCUCUAUGUGCCCGGCAAGUACUUGCCCUCCAGUUGCCUAUCAAAUCGUGAGGAGAACGAGAUCUACAGCUAUACGCAGAAUGACUUGGCCAAUCGCAUGGCCCGGAACGCCAUCGACUCCAAGUCGGCUCUGAAUCUGAACGGGAUGCAGCACAGUUAUCCGGGAGCACGGACCAAUUUCUUUUACGACUUUUCGGCAACAGAGGGUCGGAACAAGCACAAGCAGCGGAGAACGGUCUUCCACAGGUUUUUGCAGGGCCUCCGGCAAAGUGGAGAUGAGCUGAACGCCACGGAGGGAAUGCAGUUGAAGACCAAUGAGCGCCUGAGAAACUGCAGCACGAUGAAGCGACCGGAGCCGCAUCAGGACUUUGAAAAGACCAUACAGAGACUAAAGACACAGAAGGCGGCCCAGAAAAAGCCAGCCAGUGCUCCAAUGGAAAUGGCCAUUCAUGACCGGAACAAGGAGGUGGCCCACACCCAUGUGAACGAGAUGCCGCUCAAUAACUAUACAAAGCAUCCCUAGGAUUCGGCCCUAAGCAGCGCUGCUGCUUAGACCGAAUAUACAGGAUAACAAAAACCACACACCACUCACUUAUAGAAAUUGUUGAAUCAAUCAUUAUUCUCAAUCAGGUGAUACACAAUGUUAAGAAAGGCAGGAUCAUAAUCUAAAGGAUGAGGCUAAAUAGUAAAGGAAAUAGAGCAGGCCAACGAAGCAAUAUUAAUGCAUUUAUAACUAACAAAUAGGAGGACAAAUAGCUAUAGGAAUCAUAUCUGCAAGUGUUGAGCUUAACAUACCCAUAGGACUAAUUGAGGGACCCAACCUGAUCACCAUCCGCUCCCACUGUAUAGUCACCUGACCAUUAAUGAACACUAAGCCUAGUCUAAGCAGCACUUCACCUCCCCGUUGAUCCAACAGUAUAUUGUGCACAGAGAGAAAAUCUAACUCAAACUAAAAACCGCAAAAUCUAUGUUAUAUGAAUCCUUCGCAAUUGCAUUCCCUUCGACACUUGUUGAAACCUUUAAACACCCUUUCUGCUAUUAACUCAAAAGCCAUUAGUUGAAAAGCCAACCUGCACGCAAACAACAAAUCGAUGGAAAUGUUCUUGAUUAUUUUUCUCUGUGUGCAUGCUCCCAUCCAACCAGAAUCAAUCUCGAAAUGCUCUUGCCCCGAAGUCUAUCGGCAAUUAUUUGAACACCCCGAGAAAGCCGCCGCAGCAGCAGUCUGCGAAUGCAUCGACAACUGGCCGGGGGAAUGUUGACAAAACGCAAAAAUCCAACAAGCUUAACGCUAAAUCAACACGCACACUCGCACACUGGCUCACACGCACACACACACACGUAGUCGCACAGCCACACACGCAAAAACACAGAUGCAGGCUGGCAAACUUGUUCUAACCGCAGACGUUGCACAGACACACGGACACCAUGCUCACGGACAGACGAACGGACGGAUGCGGAUGCGGAUUCGGCUCUGGCAUUUCCGUUUCAACUUGGCACUGCAUCGAUUUUGGUCUUUGGUUUUUCGAGCUGCAGCUGCAGGCGGAACGGAACGCAACGGAAUCGACCUGAAGCCGAAAUGGUCGCUCUGCCAUUUGCCUUUUUUGCAUUUUAAUUGCAUGUUGCGCCCGAAAGUAUGCAACUUGUCCAGCAAGACCUGUAUGUGUGUGAUUGUCUUUCUUUCUUGCCGUGUGUGCGUGUCGACAGUGAUGGGAAGUCCUUAAAGCAGUACUAAUUUAUUAUUUUCACCCUUCCUCAGCUUAACCGCAGAAUGUGAAAAGAUUUUUAAUAAGCAUAUAAAGUUUUUUAAUAUAUAUAUUGUCAUAUGGAUUGCAUAGCAUUUCAGUGUAACUUUUUUACCUUAAAUCAUGCCUAGGUGUUUAUUUUAAUGUGAUAUUUCUAUUCUUCGAGCUGCACUCGGAUUUCCCAUCUCUAUUCGGUGACAGAGAAUGCGAUUUGCAUUUUUGAGCCAGGCAAAGGCAUUUCAAAUUCGUUUUUAAUUUUGUUUGCUCUCUGGCCGAAAGGCAUCAAAAUGGUCGAUGGCCAUUUGCUCGCGGUUGUCUUUGUCAUUCCCCCCGCAGCCAUCCAAAUCCAAUUCCCUGCCACCAGCCACACUACCAAAAAGCCAGCGAGACAUCCGGGAAAGUUCUGGCCAUUUCGGUGCUGCAGCUGCGUUUAUUAUUAAAUGUCUGUGGCGCCGCGUUGAGCUGCCAGAAAAUUGAAACAUUUAGCGGCUACGUGAGUGCGUUUGCCAAGGGAUCAGCGGCCAUUUCGCGGGCCGUUUCCGGUUCCGCUUGUCGCGAAACUGCAAUUAGCUUAAGCUCUUGUUCCGCCCCAAGGCUGAAGCCCCAAACUUCUAUGGCUGGCAUGGCAGCCAUUUAAUGUUUAAUUUAUUUUUUAUUCGAUGCACCUCUAGCGUGUGUUAACGUGCAAUUAACCCUGCCAGGCUUCGAUGAUAAUUUUAUUUAAAUGAAAUUAAAUUAAAUGCAGCACAUGAGAGACUCUACCAGCCAACCAGCAACCAGCAAUAGUGAAAAUAGUAUAGACAAACAAACAAACAAAAUGCAAACAGUGAAAAAAGGUGAAAUUAAAUAUAGGCAAAGUGAAAACAAAGCAACAAACUCUGAGCGGGCAGUCAAGUGUAAAAUUGUGCGCCAGUUUAAUAUACAUAUAAUUGUUGCACUACCAAUACAUAGGCAUAUACAGCAUACAUACAUACAUACAUAUAUAGAGUACUCAUACAACAGCACGGUCAGUUAAAUGGCCAAAAACAAUGAGAGCAAUCGGCAGAAAUAGACCAGAGACAGCAAUUAAAGCGUAAACUGUAAAAUACAAAGUCAAAUUCAGCCUGGCAUGCUCGCUUUAAUUUGAACAAAAAUAAAUAAUACAUAAUAAAAAUUGAUUGCGGAGUGCACGCCAUAGAAAUGGCCAUAACAUUCACUGCCAAUCAAGCGAGAGGCAUUUCGAUAUUGAUCCCAGCCUCUGCUAGGUGUCCACGGCAAUUAAUUUAUGCGUAAGCUCAAUCAUAAUUUAAAUUAGGACUGCCACAGCUGGCCGUAAAUCAUUGACCAGCCUUAUUGACCCACUUCGGGAAGGGGGAUCGGGGUUCUCCCGCUGCCAGGUCAAGCAGACGACAGCUUUAACAUGGCCAAGUGGCCAGUCGAGCGCAACAAAUCACAAUAAACAACAGACAGAGACAGAGAGAGAGAGAGAGAGAGAGAAGGAGAGCUGAAGGAUUCCGAUCUGAGCAGGAUCCUGUCUCGGCAAUCAGGCUAACAGAUAUAUAUUUAUUAAUUUAUUAUGAAUAUUGAUGACCUACGGUCUGUAUACAAAUAUACAUCAGCAAAUAUACAUACUACAUUUAGCCACAUACGAAUAUUUACAAUAAACGCUGAUGGUCAGCCAUCGACAAAUUUCAAUUUACAUACGUAAGUGUUUAAGCAAAAGGCCAAAGCAUUUCAAAUGCAAAUGGAAGAGAAACGACAAAAAAUCGGCAAAUUGAUUGCCCAAAUAAAUAAAUAAAUAAUAUUUAUGAAAAUAGAGCACGCGCGAAAGCGUGUCAGAAUUACCCAUUUAAAACAUAGUAAAUAUAUUUACACACAUUUGUAUAGUUAUAUGUAUACACCCCUAGAAUAUUAAAUGUUUAAAACAAAUAUUUAGCGAGCAUAUGCCCCAAAUGUUUUGCACUUGUAAUCAAAACAAAUAAAUUGGCAAAAAGUCGCAAAAAGUGUAGCGAAAUUUGCAUACGUUAUAUGAAAAAAUCGAAUAUUUUUAAACUUCAGUUCACAUAGAAAUAAAGAGUUUUCCCGAAAUGUACAACAAA
Drosophila simulans is the source of this 5372-nucleotide messenger RNA. RefSeq lists its product as uncharacterized. The record is from RefSeq and is a predicted model, not a curated record. NCBI's taxonomy places the organism in Eukaryota, Metazoa, Arthropoda, Insecta, Diptera, Drosophilidae. Bases 951 to 2075 code for a protein of 374 amino acids. The transcript is spliced from 8 exons. Gene Ontology annotation, molecular function: protein binding.